Paramecium sonneborni is the source of this 361-nucleotide messenger RNA. The record is from the annotation of a GenBank genome assembly. Lineage: Eukaryota; Ciliophora; Oligohymenophorea; Peniculida; Parameciidae.
AUGUUUAGAUAUGGUUUAGUAGGAAACAUUGCGACUUAUGGUGGCAUAGUAGCAAUAUUUGGUUAUGUAGGUAUGAUUUUGUAAUAAAAUGAAAGGAUAUGAAUUAAAUAAUAUAGUAGAAAUGUCUCCAAAAAUAGACGAUGAAGUACUGUGAAAUAGAUGAUUAUAGUUAGCAUCUGAAGUAUUGAAUACAAGCAGAUCUCCAAAUAUAUCAAUAGAUGCAAAGACAGAUAUGAGAAGAGCUGCAGCUAAAUAAAUUUUAUAGGAUUAUCAACGUAAGAAGAAGGGUUAAGUUGAGGUAUUUGAAUAGAUUGAAUAAAAACAAUAAAGAAAGCCUUAAUCUAAUGAAGCAGAUAUUUGA